AUGGGCGACGAGUGCGGUGGUGGUACCUCCAGCAACGACACAGAGCUGAAGAACGCGGACCAAAAUGACUGCGUUCUUCCGGAUACUUUGAGUAUUUUGAGUGACUACGAAAGAUUCACCUUCAUGGGGAUCUUCGUGGUUUUCUCUGUGUUGUCGUUGUGUGGGAAUUGUGCUGCGAUAUACUCGAUUAGCAAAAGGAAGUACAGGUACGUGCAGAAGACUUGCAUCGUCUCGCUGGCCGUCUCGGAUAUUUUGAGCACCAUUGUUAUUGCCACCAACAACUUGGAGACUUUCUCACAUGAGCUGCUAGUGUGGACUCUAGGUUCGUUCCUCUGCUCCGUCAUCCCCAUGCUGCAAAUGGCCGGGAUCAUGGCCAGCUCCGUCGCCCUGAUGUUCAUCGCCAUGGACCGCUACCGCAACGUAGUCCACGCCCUCAGCAAAAGAUGGAACCCUCCGCCCUCCACCUGCAUCCUCCUGACCAUUAUCUUGUGGAUCGUCAUCCUCUUAGUCUCCUACCCCCUCUACCACUUCUUCAGCCAACAGCCCGUCAUAAUAGUGUACGCCUACCCUACCGACUUCGGGAACAACUUCGAGUACGAACCAGCCGACGUUUGCAUCAGCUUCGAGAAAGACAACAUGAAGAUCUACUACAUCGUCAUGGUCAUUAUCAUCUUCCUCCCUCUGUUGAUAGUCUUCCUCUGGUUUUACUACAACAUCGCCUCUCUCGUCUGGAAACACCGGAAGCCUGUGACUUCCGUCCUCCCGAACGAAGCCUCGGCCUCCUCCACCUCCAACUCGGAAAUCCGGAUCAAGCACGUCAAAGCGAUGGGGAAGAAUCGGGAUAUUAAGGUGGAGAGGAAGAUACGCACGUUUAAAAUUAUCAUCACUUUGAUGAUGGUUUUCAUAGUUUGUCGGUUGCCGUACUUCGGGGUUUAUAUUUUGAAGUUGUGGGUUCAGAAUUACGGGAUGUGGGUGUGGUAUUUGAACUACUCGUUCGUUGCUUUGCAUAUUGUUAAUUGUUGUUUGAACCCGUUGUUGUAUACUUUUCUUAAUCCGACGUUGACGGUGUGGAUUAGGGUUAAGAAAAGUGCCAAUGAUUUCUUUUGGGAGAUUUGCUGCAUAUGCUUCUCGAGGCGGGAGUUUGAUGAGUUCGAGAAGGAGAACCCGUUCGUGGUGAACGAAUUUAAUAGGAGUAGGUGCAAUUCGAAGGUAAAGUUCCAAGAGCACGUGAACGAAAUACAGGCGAAAUAUUAG
Molecule: messenger RNA, 1254 nt
Organism: Zophobas morio
Lineage: Eukaryota; Metazoa; Arthropoda; Insecta; Coleoptera; Tenebrionidae
Product: QRFP-like peptide receptor
Exons: 3
Coding region: 1-1254 (417 amino acids)
Biological process (GO): neuropeptide signaling pathway
Cellular component (GO): plasma membrane
Molecular function (GO): neuropeptide receptor activity
Source: RefSeq, a predicted model, not a curated record